This is a messenger RNA of Phaethon lepturus (White-tailed tropicbird), 1949 nucleotides long. RefSeq names its product coiled-coil domain containing 157 (gene CCDC157). The transcript is spliced from 9 exons. Lineage: Eukaryota; Metazoa; Chordata; Aves; Phaethontiformes; Phaethontidae. The annotation marks the transcript as partial. The record is from RefSeq and is a predicted model, not a curated record.
AUGGCGCACCUCCUGGGCCACCCCAGCUGCAUGGAGAGCCUGCGGGCCGACCUGAGGGACCUGCAGGCCGCCAUCGCCGACGUCUCCUCCCGGGCUGGGGCUGUGCGUUUCCCUUCCUGGAAGUUCCCGGAUAAAGUGUCCUGCGACCUGGACCUGGCGGCACUGCUGGAGCAGUACAGCUACACAGAGAACGACCUCGAAUUCACCCAGCACUCCCAUGUGGUGCUGCUGGAGCUGGUGAUAGACAGACUGCUGCUGCUGCUUCAGAGCUUCACGGGCUACGCAGAAAACCUGCUCAGCGAGAGAACCAUCCCCCCAACACAGGCAGUGGGACCCUGCAUGUCUGCAGGGCUGACAGCAAGGAGGUACUGGUGCAGCAUGCUGAAACUGGGGACCUUCUACCAGCAGCUCCUGGCUGAGAAGAAGGCUUGCAGGAAGGAAAUCUCCACACUGCGAUCCACUCCUCAGGCUGGGAAACCUAAGGAGGAGCGCCUGAAACGCUGCUCACCUACUGCUUUGGAUUUGAGAGCAUCCACAGAAGUUGCCCAGUCCACUUCUCUGUGCCCAUCAUCGGGUGUCCGUGUGCCAGACAGUGACACCUCAUGCAGCUCCCUGCCCAGGCCUGCCUGCAGCGUGGCCAAGAGCUGCCGCAGCAUCCCCACGCAGACGACUGGGUCAUCUCUGGGACCCUGUGACACCUGCACCAGCGCCCAGAUCAGCAUCCGCAAGGUCGGUGAAGCCAUCAUCAGCAUCUGCCAGAGCCAGAACAUCCCCUCAGCUCUCAGGAGGUUCCAGGAGACAGUGGAGGAGACCACAGGGAGACUGACCCUCUCUGCAACGGACAUGAGCUACUGGGCUUCGGAGCAGAGCAAGGACCUCUCCCGGAUCAGCAAACACCUCCAGAUGCUGCUGCAGCAGGUCAACCCUCUGAAGUCUGAGCUGGAAGAGUCAGAAAAACAGAAGGACAAGCUGCGGAAACAGAUUGAGGACUUUUCCCGGUUGCUUCAGGCUGAGAAGGAGACCCAAGCGCAGCAGAGGAAGGAGGCUGAGCAGAACCUGGAAUUAAAGAACAAAGAGUAUUUAGAGGCUGUGGCCAGGCUGGAGCGGGACAAGGACGACCUACGGAGAGGAGCUGCUCUGCUGGAAGAGCGACUCUCCGCCUUGAAGGAGGAGCUGGCUGCGAAGCAGGCUGCUGUGCAGGAGCUGGAGGUGACCAAGACAAACUUGCUGGAGGAGAUGAGGACCAUGAUGGGGGCCAGGAGCCAGGUGCUGGAGCUGGAGGAGAAGGUGCAGCUGCUCACCGGCCAGCGGGAAAGCCUGGGCCAGCAGCUGAGUGCCACCACCACACAGCUGGAGAAGGAGAAGGCCAAAGUGGAGAGCGUGCUGAGGCACCAGGAGUCCCUGCAGGCCAAGCAGAGGGCCCUGCUGCAGCAGCUUGACAGCCUGGACCAGGAGCGCGAGGAGCUGCAAGCCAGCCUGUGCAAGGCCGAGGAGGACAAGGCCAGGCUGGCGGAGCAGCUGGAGGAGAGCCAGGAGCAGAGCGGGCAGCAGCUGCAGUUGCAGCAGGAGCUGCUGGACAAGCUGCAGCAGGAGAAGCUGAACCUGGAGCAGUCUGUCUCAGAGCUGCAGGUGAACAUCUCCAGGCUGGAGGAGCAGGCGCAGGAGCUGAAGGAGCGGGAGAGGCUCCUGGUGUUCUUCCCCGAGCUCCACAUCCCUGCCGAGACGCAGUUUGAAAGCACUGGAAGCUUGAUGGAGGACAUGGAGAAGCAGCUGCAGGCCAAUAACAUCCGGAUCAGUGUGCUGGAGCAGGAGAAUGCUCGUCUUGGGUCUGCGCUGGCCAAGGUGAAGGUGGCUGCUGAGCAGGGCGUGCUGAAGCUCGUCCCGCAGACCCAACUGUGGUCUCAGCUCAGCAACCAGCACAGCAGGGAGGCCGGCAGGCAAGAUGCAGG